Messenger RNA from Hypanus sabinus (Atlantic stingray), 6371 nucleotides. RefSeq lists its product as uncharacterized. NCBI's taxonomy places the organism in Eukaryota, Metazoa, Chordata, Chondrichthyes, Myliobatiformes, Dasyatidae. The record is from RefSeq and is a predicted model, not a curated record. Bases 242 to 1456 code for a protein of 404 amino acids. The transcript is spliced from 3 exons.
AAAUUAAUCAGUCAGCACUGAAUCAGUGUAACCUGCUGCAUGUCAAAUCCAGCACUGAAGGAAGUUUUGGUGGAUUGUGGAAAGUGCCUUACAGUCUCUCUGGUGCUGUUAUUGUCCUCAGGUAAUAGGAUCCGUUUCAGCCUUAGGGUCGUGGGAGGAAAAAUUUGUUCUUAUGUGCUAAUCAAGUCAAACUGAUUAAAGCCCAGAUCACUGGUUGAGUCAGGUCACUUAAGAACACUGUAUGAUGGCACGAUGGGCAGGACAACACUUUCAUUCAACUUUUCAAGCCAAGGUGAGGGGCGUUUCAAUUCUUAUAAACAAAAAUGUUUCUUUUGAGCUUCAUAAUAAGAUAUCUGAUCCUAAUGGUCGUUUUAUUAUUGUUUUGGGGAAACUUUAUAAUACACAGGUGGUCUUAGCCAACCUUUACGCUCCUAACUCGGAUGAUGUAGGGUUUUUUGACCGUUUUUUUCCUUCAUUGGCAGAACUAAGUUCAUACUCUCUUAUAUUGGGUGGUGACUUUAACUGUUGGCUGGAUCCAGUUUUGGACAGAUCUUCUUCUAUCCCUAGACAAUUAAGGACCCCUGAAUGUGUUAACUCCCUUGAUGCCGAAAAGGUGUUUGAUCAGAUUCUAUUAUCUCGUCAUACCUAUAAACAGCCCAGACUCAAUGAAGCUCAUCUCCAAAAGCCUGAAAGAGAAGGUGGCUUGGCGUUGCCUAAUUUUCGUUCAUAUUAUUGGGCAGCCAAUAUUCGUAAUAUUAUCUUUUAUUCCUACUUUUAUAACCAGUCUGUUUGUCCAACACGGGUGGCAAUGGAAUUAAACGCUUAUAAGAAAUUAUUUAUUCCAGCUUUACUUGGAUUUGUUCUUCCUUGCCAAUUGCCAAAAUCUGUUAUUAUUCCUGUAAUCAGGCAUCCUCUGAGAAUAUGGGCUCAGUUUAGAAAAUACCAUGGUCUUUAUAGUUUUUCCCUCUCUAGUCCUAUUCUAUACAAUCAUUUAUUUCAACCGUCUAUGCAGGAUUCCACGUUCCAAGGCUGGUGUAGGAGAGGUAUCAGGCAUUUUGAAGAUCUUUUUAUAGACAAUCGGUUUGCGUCUUUUGAACAGUUGUCUAUAAAGUUUAAUUUACCGAAUACUCAUUUUUUUAGAUACCUCCAAAUUAGACAUUUUAUUAGCCCUUUAAUACCACAUUUUCCUGAUGUAGUGAACUACAUAUACCUGUCUGGACGUGCCCCCCCCGCUGACUACUCCUGUUGCUCCGCCCACUGCUCCUGUGGCUCCUCCCACAGACCCUGGUAUAAAGGUGAUUGGAGCCUGAGCCCGGCCUCUCAGUCUCCAGGAUGUAGUGUGGUGCUCAGUUGCUGCUUGUUCUUUCUUCCAGCCAAUAAAAGCCUAUAUCUUGCCUCACAUCUCGGAGAGUUAUUGACGGUGCAUCACCUGAACAACCUGAUAAAAAUGUUGUAGACUUGUUUCUUCAAAUGAACCCUUUGGGCAAAGGCGUAAUCUCUACUAUUCAUGUUAAAUUUAUGAUUCUCAGACGAGCCCCUUGUGAUAAAAUUAAAACUGCUUGGGAGCAUGACUUAGGUUUUUCUCUGUCCAACAAGGUUUGGGAUUCAAUUCUUAAAUCCGUCAAUUCAAUCUCUUUAUGUGCUCGUCAUUGUCUCCUGCAGUUUAAAGUCGUCCACAGGGCUCAUAUGUCCAAAACCAAAUUGGCUAAGUUCUACCCUGAUAUUAGUCCCUGGUGUGACAAAUGCAAAGGAGGUGAGACCUCCCUUUUCCAUUUGUAUUGGGCCUGUCUUACUCAGGAAAAAUUUUGGAAAGAUGUUUUUUUAACUUUAUCUUUGAUAUUAAAUUGUCAUUUGGAACCUGAUCCUUUGAUCACUCUUUUUGGUAUUCUUCGAGACCCUGACAAGCAUUUGACCCUGGCUAAACAAUGAACAUUGUCUUUUAUUCUCUCUUCUAGCCAGACGAGCAGUACUCCUUAAAUGGAGAGAUGUAGUUCCCCCUACCCAUGCUCAAUGGCUUAGGGAUAUUGUGUCUUGCUUAGAUCUCGAAAAGAUUCACUAUUUACUUUCUAAUUCGGACAUAAAGUUCCAUGGGGUGUGGGGAUCUUUUCUCGAAUAUUUUCAUAACUCUCACCUAGAUUGACAGGUGUUUGUUCUUUUUUCCCUUGAUAAUCGGACCUACAUUUCCAGCUUUUUUUUUACUUUUGUUUUUUUUCUGAUCAGGUAGCAGGCUGCCCCCCCCCCCCCACUUUUUUUAUUACAAUAUGUAGUUCUGGGGUAAUAAAAUUGUAUCUCGUAUAACGAUUGGCUUGGAGUGGGAUAGGUGAUGGAUUGGGUGCUUUUCCUUCUUUCUCUUUUUUUUUCCUGUUUUACUAUGGGUGACUUGCUCAUUUGUUAAGACAUGUAUUAUUGUUAUUUUUGUUUAUAUGGCAAUGAUCCUUCUAUAUAUAUUACUGAUUUUCUUUUCUUCGUUGUAGUUUGUAGAAAAUUGUAAAUAAAAUAUUAUAAAAAACACUAUAUGUAUUUUCAGAUAUUUUGUACAUGCGGUCCCUAGGCACGGGCAAUGCUGUUAAAUACUGUACAACUCCCAACAGAUAUCACCUGCACAAGGUCCUGUGUACAAACUCUGAACUGGUGUAACCCGAGAGCCGAGACCUGUCCAGGUAUUGGUCAAAGGGCCUGGCCCUAAUUGAACUGAUUAAAGGGAGUCCAAGGCAAUGAUCUCCCUCCAGGAACAGUACGUUCCUUCAUUAAUUCCUCUCAGAUCUGUCCCCAAGCUCUCCCCUAACCUUUCCUUGGAUCCCCCCCAAUUAUUCCCUCAGGAAACCCCUGCUCCCAAAUUUCCAAUCAUUUCAUUGGCCUGUCCAGGAACCACUUAACCAUUCCCUGUCUUCCACUAAUCUCCACCUCAUACCUCAGUCCUAUCUCAGUCCUGUCCAUACCUCAGUCCUAUCUCAGUCCUGUCCAUACCUCAGUUCUAUCUCAGUCCUACCUCAGUCCUAUCUCAGUCCUGUCCAUACCUCAGUCCUAUCUCAGUCCUGUCCAUACCUCAGUCCUGUCUCAGUCCUGUCCAUACCUCAGUCCUAUCUCAGUCCUGUCCAUACCUCAGUCCUGUCUCAGUCCUGUCCAUACCUCAGUCCUAUCUCAGUCCUGUCCAUACCUCAGUCCUAUCUCAGUCCUGUCCAUACCUCAGUCCUAUCUCAGUCCUGUCCAUACCUCAGUCCUGUCUCAGUCCUGUCCAUACCUCAGUCCUAUCUCAGUCCUGUCCAUACCUCAGUCCUAUCUCAGUCCUGUCCAUACCUCAGUCCUAUCUCAGUCCUGUCCAUACCUCAGUCCUAUCUCAGUCCUGUCCAUACCUCAGUUCUAUCUCAGUCCUACCUCAGUCCUAUCUCAAUCCUGUCCAUACCUCAGUCCUAUCUCUACAGUACUCUCCCUGCCCCCACCUCCACAGUAGAACAUUGAAACCUCAGCACUUUGUCGAUAUGCAUAGAGCCUCACUGCACACAACCUCUAGUCCACUUCCAGCUAUGUUUUACCUAUUGUACCAACACCUAUUCAGGGCUGAUAUGAUGGUAAAUUCUGCUAUAAGCAGAAACUCCAUUUCCUUUGAGUUUCUAUGGUUUUCCCAAAGAAAUGGGAGAACUUCCAUGGAAAAUCAACCCUGUACUAUUUUCCUGAAGUACUAUUUUAUUAGCAAUCAGCUCCAUUGACAUCCAGUUGCUGAAUAUCGGUAGAAUUUGGGCACAGACUGAAUGAGACCACCUGAGUUUGUUUUAUUUUUUUAACUCAUUCACAGAUGUUAGCGUUUAUGCAGGUCAGCAUUUAUUGAACAGCUCCAAGGAGGUAUUGAAGAGGCAGCUUCUUGAACUGCUGCCUCCUCAAGGUGAAGGCUGCAAUGUGAGCCCUUACGGGAAUUUGCCACAGCAGUGAGGGAGGAAAGUGCAUGCACUUCCAGGUCAGGAUAGUGUGUGAAAUGGAGGGGAGCCUGCAGAUGGUGGCAUCUCAUUCACCUGCUGCCCUGUAGAGUUCUUAUGGCACUUCUUGGCUGUCAGCCCCAAAACAUUUUACACCCUUUUGUUGUCACUCCUGUUGACCAAUGUGACGUGGUUUCAACAAGUACAGAAUGCGCUGAAGUGUAAUUCUGAUACUGCUUCAUACAUACAUGCCUUAUCAUUGAACUGGGGAGUACGGCACAGAUCAGUGGGUCACAUUUUGUGGCAGAAUGCUAGUCUGCUCUUGCUGAAAGCCCACAGUACCUCAAAGGGCCUGCUGUUGAGCUGCUGGAUCUCCUCUGAAUCCAUCCCACUUCUAUGAUAAUGGUACUGCACAACAGAGAAAGGCCACAGCCGUGUUGGCCUCUUGCCAGCAAACAACAAUCACAAGUUCAAUCAUGGAACUGAACUCAGCUUCUAUGGUAAUUUGAAAGUUGACAUCAUGACACCAAGAAGAUGAAUGGCAAAGCUAUCUUACACGUAGAGUAAUACCAUCUAAACACAGUGGUGGAAACCACAGGAUGGGCAAUUACUUACAGGGCAACAGCUGAAAGGACAGAUGACUGGGACCAUAUGGACGGGGACAGAGAGCUAGUGUGCAGUCAACAAGCUGAAUGUGCUUGCUAUGGGGGGCCGUAAUGAUUCUGUUCUAUAAUUCAAUGUAGAAAUGGUCACGAUAACCACUGGACUAUCAGAGGAUGUCAACUGAUUCUCUAACAAGUGUAAGGGAAAGGAUACAGCUGCAUUGUGAUCCAGUUCUGCCUCGCUGUGGUUUGCCUUUAAUCAUAAGAAGUUCUCUAAUAAGCCACAUGAUUCCAAUGAACUAGUGAUCCAUGGAGGAAAUCUAGCAGUACCACUUGACGAUAUUAGUUAGAUCCUGCCAAAAGCAACUGGGCACACUGCAGCAAGUUUGAAUGGUGGUGCUCCACGUUCCUUAAAACUCUGGAACCUAUGUAUGAACUUCAGGAAAAGCUCCCACUGUACUGGGGACCCUAGCAUUCGAGCAUGGAAUCAAACCCUUGUGAAGACUAUAGAAGCUGCUGAGAAUUUGCGGUUUACACGGAAGCCUGCCACACCUUCACCACAUGGCCUGUGCCAGCCAGCUAUCUUCACAAUGCCAACAUGGUCCAGGGAGAAGCAGUAUGAAGUUCUUUACUGAAAUUAUUGAUGGAACAGGGACACAGGCCAGAAGACAGAGCUUGAUAGAGCUAAAUUGGCUUGAAAAGGGACUGGGAACUAGAAGAACAUACACUCCUUUUCCCCCAACUAACUGCAUUUCAGAAGUUAGAAAGAUACUUAAACAAGAAACAGGUCCAAAGGGCAUUCUUCACUAUCUUUCCCAUCCUUUUUGCGCUGUGGUCUAUUUCUCCAUAACUUCCUUUACUGUUCCAAUGAGGCCCGAUAUGAAAUGAAGAACAGUGUCUCAUCGUCUCUCUGGGCACAUUGAACCUCCAGGUCUCAAAUUCAAAUACACCUAUUUCAAAUAAUUCACUUUUUCUGUUUGUAACAGAUCUGGUCAGUUCUGCUGUAGGUUAUCCAUCUGCAAUAUCUACUCUGUCUUUUCUUUCUCCACAAGCACUGCCUGUCUUACUGGGCAUUCCUAGCACUUCCCCUUUGCUUUCAACUUCACAUCUGUCCCUCUCUCCCCUUUCUCUCUCUAACUAACUUCAUUCUAUUAAGCAGAGAGGUCCAUAAACAUCAAAAUCACAUUAACAACCCUAUCAAAUAUAUCAUUUUUGCCCAUCUACCACUCUCUCAACUUCCCUGCAAUUUAAAGAAAACUUGCUUUCCAGUUCUGAGGAGAAAUCCAACCUGAACUGUUAACUCUCUUACUCUUUCCAGAAAUGCUACCUGACCUGCUGAGAGCUUCUAAUAUUUUUAAUUUUUAUUUUAAAGUUACACCAUUUGCAGAUUUUUGAUUUCCCAUUUUGCUACCUGUCUUCUUAUCAAUGGAUGGGUGCUUCUAUAUCUGUGAUUGAUUUGUGGGAGCUCCUUGCCCCGAAGGCAAGCUGGCAGCCGUUGGGAGCAGAUGGGAUCCCCUGCAAAGUCUUGGCUCAACGUUUUGCCUCGCUCAUUGCUCUGAUCUGCCAAGCCUGAGCAGUCCCACUGUUUAUCAGGCAGCGUGUCCCAUUUGACAUGGCUGAUGUGUCGUUUUCUGCAGUGUAUUCCGUCACCUCUCACUGAAUCAACAAACAGUGCUGUUACAUAGCCCUGAUCAUAUAUCUGAGUCAAGAUAGAAUCAAACUUUUCACUUGUAUUCACUCAGAAUAAUUAAGUCUAUCUAACUAUGGGUCUGGGAGGCCUGGACUUGCUCGUUAAGAUGAUACGCUGGUUUGCCCAUUUCCAGCUUGACAGUGUAGCAGCAUCACACCAUCAACUUCC